Messenger RNA from Astyanax mexicanus (Mexican tetra), 8749 nucleotides. RefSeq names its product transcription initiation factor TFIID subunit 4. The record is from RefSeq and is a predicted model, not a curated record. Gene Ontology annotation, cellular component: transcription factor TFIID complex. Bases 85 to 3396 code for a protein of 1103 amino acids. Gene Ontology annotation, biological process: DNA-templated transcription; transcription initiation at RNA polymerase II promoter. Lineage: Eukaryota; Metazoa; Chordata; Actinopteri; Characiformes; Acestrorhamphidae. Gene Ontology annotation, molecular function: RNA polymerase II general transcription initiation factor activity; DNA binding; protein heterodimerization activity. The transcript has 15 exons.
UCACUCGCCGUUCCCACAAUGCCCUGGUAACACGCAUGCGCGGUGGCCACUCCCGCUCGGCUCACACAGCGAUCUCCAUCAAAGAUGGCGGGAGCCUCCGACCCUCUGGAAGACAUGCUGUUCUCGGAGGUGGACGAGAAAGCCGUCAGCGACCUGGUGGGCUCGCUGGAGUCGCAGCUGGGCGGCCGGAGCGACCCGGUGACUGCGGCGGCCUCGUCGGUGUCGGGCACAGCAUCCUCGGGAGCGGCGCGCGGAGGCGGCGGCGGCGCGAACCACCGCUUGGCGCGAGCGCUGCCUGCGCGAACGGGCAGCAGCAGCACAUCCGAGCAACAACAACAACAGCAGCUUCAGCAGCGGAAAAACGGGACUAACCGGGACUCGGACAGCGGCGGGAGACCGGAGAGAGAGGAGAAACCGGACAGCUCGAGCUCCGAGAGCGGCGGGAGAGCGAGCGUUAGCGCGAGCAGCCGCUGCAUCAGCAGCAGCAGCACGAGCACCAGCAGCAGCACCCCGACCGGGUCCGUAUCCGAGGGCAGCUUGCUAACGGGAACUUCUGCCCCGGUCAGCGGCAGCAGCGGAGGAGGAGGAGGUAACGGAGGAAGCGGGCCCGGCAACGGUAACACGCGCAAAGCAAAACAGCACGUCUCGUGCGCGACCGUGCGGACCAGGCGCUCCGGAGCCCAGAGUGUGAACGGGGACGGUGUUGGAGGAGCGCUCGCGACCACAGCCAGCUCUCCGGUGAAGAGCAGCACGAGCAGCAGCAGCAACAACAACAACACCACAGCAUCCACUACGAACACCACCGCUACCACCACCUCCACCUUCAACACCUCCACUAGCAGCAUCAGCGCUCCUGCAGCUGCUGUCACCGUCUCCUUAACGACGGGGUCCAGCUGCGCAACGGUAACAACAGCAGCAGCAGCAGCAGCAGCAGCAGCGACCACCACGGCGGCGGCGGCAGCGUCCAUCGCGCUGGACCGGGGAACUCCCACCAUCGCGCUGCACCGGCUCCCGAGCCACAUCGUCGCCAGUCUCGCGCAGAACCGCAACGGCACCACCGUGUCUGCGCUCGUGCAGCAGGGCGCGCUGAGUCCCGGCGUGAGCCCGCAGGUGAACCACGACAAAACCGCGGCAAAGUCCCCCGCCGGUCAGUCUCCCGGUGGCGACGAAGCAGCAGCAGCAGCAGGUAAACCCGGCGCCGUGAUGGUGAUCCCCAGCGCUGGGGACCCCAGCCCUAAGCCCUCCACAAUAACAACAACAGCCACAGUCACAGCCUCGUCCGUAGCCGUAGCUGUCCCCGUCCCGACCCACAACUCCGCACCCAGCUCCACUGCGCCCCUCAGCACGACUGCAGCCGUCACCCUCGCACCGGCUCCCGCAGCACCACCACCACCGGCCACGGUCCCCGCCACCGCCGCCACGGUGAGGCUCGCCCCGCCAGCCAGCGUUGCUGCGCUGCAGCCUCCGCAGGCUCGAGCCGCGCUCACAGCCCCACAGCGGAUCGUGGCCCCGCAGCUGAUCGUCAGAGCUCCGCAGCAGCAGACCACCAUCCAGCUGCCUCCCGGCUUCACUAUCCCGCCCGGGAUGGUUUUGGUGCGAACGGAACUUGGGCAACUGGUGAUGGUUCCUCAGCAGGCGCUGGCUCAAGCUCAGGCACAAGCUCAGGCUCAGGCUCAAGUUCAAGCCCAAGUUCAAGCUCAAGUUCAGGCCCAGAGUAACCUGUCUCCACGGCCAGCAACCCCAACCACUGGAGCCACCUUCAGAGUCGCCACACCACAGUCUCCUGUUUCAUGUCAGGCCCCUCGGGCCGUUCCUGCGCUCCAGUGUAAAGUGGCUCAGUCUCCCACCCCGAGUCCUGCUCCUCAGACCUCUACUGCUGCUUCUGCUGCCCUCACUAGGGCGCCGUUGGCAGCGGCGGCCGUGGCGGUGACGGCUCCCCAGCAGGUCCCUGCAGCUAUGGGCCCCCAGGGGCCCCACGGUCAGCCCACGCUGGCCCCUCCCAGCGCAGCCGGCCCCGCCCCUGGAGCGCCUGUCAUCUCCCAGGAAAUGCAGGAGAACGUGAAAAAGUGUAAGAACUUUCUGGCAACGCUAAUCAAACUGGCGUCCCAUAAUUCCCCCUCCCCGGAGACGUCCCGGAACGUGAAGUCGCUGGUGCAGGACCUGCUGGAUGCCAAAAUCGAGCCAGAGGAGUUCACUAACCGACUGCAAUCUGAGCUAAAAUCAUCACCUCAGCCUUACCUGGUCCCUUUUCUAAAGAAAAGUCUGCCGGCCUUGCGGCUGUCUCUGUUGAACAGCCAGCAGUCCCUCACCCAGCCUGUACAACCUGCCAAAACCAGCAUCACCCCAACCGGAGCUGUCGCCGGGACCGCUGCCACGGGCAACGCUAUACGGCAACCUAACAGCACAACUGUGCUGCCGCAAGGCAUUAAAAGACCAGGUGUUGCAGGGCAAGGGCAAAUCCGGAUGCCCGUAGUUGUCACACAGACAGUGCGGCCAGCAGGUGCUGUAGGAAAAGUUCAGCCAAUCCAGACGAGUAAAUGUCCCACAGCGCUCCCCGUCCAGCUCUCAGGAACCCAGAAGAACAAAGUCAACGACCCUGGGGGAGGCUCCUUCAGGGAUGACGACGACAUCAACGAUGUGGCUUCUAUGGCUGGGGUCAACCUGAAUGAAGAGAGUGCCCGUAUCUUAGCAACCAACUCGGAGCUGGUGGGAACGCAGAUCAGAUCGUGUAAAGACGAGGCCUUCCUGCCUACGGGUCUGCUGCACCGGCGCAUCCUGGAAACAGCUAAGAAGUACGGAGUGACGGAGGUGCCUCUGGAGGCAGUAAACUUCAUCUCACACGCCACGCAGUCACGGUUACGGACAGUGCUGGAGAAGGUCACAUCCAUCGCCCAGCACAGGAUGGACUCCAACAAGGAUGAGGAGUGGUAUGAGCAGUCGUCGGACGUUCGCUCUCAGCUGAAGUUCUUUGAGCAGCUGGAACGGCUGGAGAAACAGAGGAAGGACGAGCAGGAGAGGGAGAUUCUCCUCAAAGCAGCUAAAAGUCGCUCGAGGCAGGAGGACCCAGAGCAGGCUCGUUUGAAGCAGAAGGCAAAAGAGAUGCAGCAGCAGGAACUGGCUCAAAUGAGACAGAGAGACGCUAACCUGACGGCUCUGGCUGCCAUCGGCCCGCGGAAGAAGCGCAAGGUGGACUCACCGGGGGCAACAACGUCGGGCACUGAGGUGUCUGGAAGUUCUGCAGGUUCUCCAGCUUCUUCGUCCACAGUUUCCACGUCCUCACGGCAGUACCCUCGCCAGCGAAUCACACGCGUCAACCUCAGGGACUUCAUCUUUUACAUGGAGCAAGAACGAGAGACGAACAGAUCGCUCUUACUCUACCGAGCUCUGCUGAAGUAGCUAACGUCAACGAUGCUAACACUAACUGAAAGAUGCCGAAAAACCACGGUAACAAAGAAAAAAAACACAGAACAACACGGAAUCGGUAGCCAAACAGUGAACACUCACCGCACCCAGCAAUCUCAAGCUUCCUAUAGCACCCUGCAAUGUGCCUUCAGCGACGUUUUCUCUUUUCUGCUCUCUCUGUGUCUGUCGUGAUGUCCAUGUGGCUUUUUUAUUCAAAUGGAAAAAUCUGAAGUGAAAAUUGUGGGGAAAAAAUGUUUUUCAUGUUUUUAUUUUGUUGUUUACGUAUUUUUUUAAUCUUCAUCGUUAUUUGAAAAGCAAAAAUUUAUUUAACUUAAAUACUGUGUAAAAAAGGGGUUGGAGGAAGAGUAGGGUGUCCUUUCAACAUGAAAUUUGAAUUUUGUGUUUUUAUGUUUUUAAUGCACUCACAUUUGGAUGAGUCUGAGCCCUGAGCCCAAUCUUGUUGAUGUCUUUGGUCUUUGGAAUAGCUGUAUAUUUGACGUAUGUAGCGCUUAUAGUGAACGAUCUUUGAGACGAAAUGCCUUGAAGUGAUUUGUGUAUAUUGUUUUUUGCAAAAACAAUUUUUUUCUCGAAGAUUUUAUGCAGCCCUAAAUUAAUUAUGUCCAACCAAUUCAGAAUCGUUAAAAUCCCAGCCCAGUCAGCAUUUAUGUACUGAAAUAUGUUCACAGAUUACUGCAAAACUUUACUGAUUCCACCCGGAUGUAAAUAGUUUAUUUUAACUUUUUUUUAAAUAAUUUAAUCAGCAUGUAAAAUGUUUUCCGCGCAGCUAAAUAAUGUUUAAACAAUUUGUCUGUACCAAUGCUCAAAGUAUUCUUUCAAAAACAAGUGCAUUUCAAUUUAUUACAGUGAUAUUCCAUUUUAUUUUUAUUAUACAUCCAUAAAAAAAAACUGCACAUUCAGUUCUCCAGAAACAGGUCAGUCAGUCAGCAAACCAGCAGGUCAAGAAUAUAGCAAUACAUUCACCAUGAACCAUUUUCAUAUCUCUGUCUCUCACUUCUUUUAUCAUGUUCUUCAAAACUUCUGCAACUUUUAUGGCGCUCAGUUUUUUUUUUUUUUUUUUAUAGUUCACGAUUGCAUUUUUUAUCCAAAUGAGUUAAACAUGAUUCAUGUAGCUGUAGAUUUAUACAUUUAUCCACAGUGAUGGAGGAACUGAAGUCGUGAUGUUAAUCUGUAGACAUUGUGCAUUUUUCUCAUAUUUAGGAAGUGUGAGUGUGAGCUGGAGUUCUGUAUGAGAGAAAACACUAAAAUUAAAUUAAAUAAAGUUGUUAGUAACACUGCUGCACACUGAUAAACUAUGGGGUUAAGAAAGAAGCUAGAACAUCAGAUCUGAUGUUUCGAUAUCGAGCUUUGUGAUAUUGAUCUUGAUCUUUAAGAUAAUAAUACUGUGCAGUUAAGAAGCUCAUCUGAGCCUCAAGCCUUGUAACUAGGGGAAUUGGGUGUCUGUCAUCUGCCUCUCAUCUGUAAUUGUUGUAUUUAUGAGUCAAUGAUCUGUGUACAAAUGACCAGUGGACACUCAGGAGAUCAGUAAAGUCAUUCCAUAAUUAUACAAUCAACAAGUAUUAACAAGUAUGCUUGCUAAAAACUUAUUUUUUGCCUUAUAAGGCGCACUAUAUUAUAAGGCGCACAAUCAAUAACCUUCUAGUUCCUGGUCUAUUUUCAUUGUAUUAUUAGGCGACACAGUAUUGUUAGGUGAUACUAGUAAGGAACAGGGGUGUCGCCAUGUUUUCCUUUUAAUUCAGCAGGUCUGGGAGAAGGUAAAGCUAAGCUUAAUAAACAAAAUUGUAAUUCUUAAAAAAAAAUGUGCUUUCAAAGUCAAACUAGUGCUGAAAACUGUUUAUUUGGGUGAGUAAAGCGCUUCUGUUUAUUUACAGUAAGCUUAGAUUUCCAGAUUUCCACAAAGACUGGGUGCAGCAGUGGUUACUAGCUGUAGUUAGCGCUAGUAAAUGCCUCCUACAGGCCAAUAAUACUCACCUUUGAACGUAAAAAGAGCUAGCGCUUAGCAUGAUUAGCAGCUGAUGCUAAUACUAAACUGAAACUCCUUUAUGAUGCUGUACUUCAGCAGCAUGGCAUUAUUGCUCCUUAAUACGUGACUGGUAAAAUUCAUACAUAAGAUGCACCGGAUUAUAAGGUACACUGUUGAUUUUUGGGAAAAUUAAAGUAUUAAGUGGCCUUAUAGUGCGAAAAAUAUGAUACGUCCUAAGUAAUUUGAUGGAUAUGCAAAUCCACCAAUCACAGAUGAGAUGCAGAUAAUAUAGAUUUAGAGAGACAGAGAAAGGCAAAAUAUGAAUUUCUCAAAUGAACUGUUUUGUCGCAAAUGAUGUUGACUGUAGUACAGUACACUUUGUAAUGUAGUUUUUGGCUUAUGUGUGCAGGACUGAUUUCAUAUUCGGACACCUUAAUUACCUUAUUUUCAUAAUUGAGCCCUUCCAACAAAUAACCAUAUAUCAGAACCAGAAAUCAAUUGUGUCCUUUAUUUACACUUACAUUUCAUCAUUCCUGAAGGCACUUAAAAUAACCAGUUUCUACCAAAAGGAAAAACAGCUCCCAAUACAGUACCAUUCAAAAGUUUGGACACACCUCUUCUCAUGUAACGUGUUUUCUUCUGUUUUAUGAUUUUUUGCUUGUUCAAUUUAAUAUUGAAGACUAUACUAAAGCUAUACAGGAACACAUGCAGAAUUAUUCUAUAAACAAAAAGUGUUAAAAAACAGUAUAUGUUUUAUACUUUAGAUUCUUCUAAGUGUCACAUUUAUCUUUGAGGACAGAUCUGCACACUCUUGGUAUUUUAAUCUCAGUGUCUUCAUUAGUGAGAGUCACCUGAAAUAGUUUUCUCAGCAUCCUGUUUUACUGUGAUAUUAAUCUAAAUUGUAGAAAAUGCAUUAUAUAAAGAAAAACAUUAAGUAAGGAGGUGUUUCCAAACUUUUGACUGUUACUGUAUUGUCAUUUGUUGGUAGGGCUCAGCUAAGAGAAAUUAGUGCAAUACCAGAAGUAAUAAAAAAUGAACCCUACCCCUCAUCAAUCAUACAGAAAUCCAACAGAACAGUGGUGUCUCUGAAGUGAUGUGUUUCAGUGUGAACACGGAGAACAGUCCAGUUUAUUCCUAAUCAAACCAUUACUUUCCAUAAUCUUCACCAGUGUGAGCUGAACUGAAGCUGUACAUUGCUUUACCUGUUCUGUUGCUUUAUGAACUGUCCAAUGAUGCUUUAAAACCUCAGUCAGAAUUUGCUUAACGUUAUUAUCUCCAGCUAUGCCCCGCCUUUUCUAUGCAUAUCAUUACUGUUGUGUUCAAACUUUGUACCUUUGUUUGUGGUUGUUUUGUUUUAUUAUAAAUGGACCAACCCCCUUAGAAAAACAGAAACAGGUUGUGCAUUUCUGUCUAAUUGUAAUAAUUUAUUUGAACAGAGUACCCAUAUAUUACGGUAAUCUUUUCUUUUCUUUUGGGAGAAAUCAGUUUUAUUUAUUUAUUUUAUUUUAUUUUAUUUUAUUUUGACAACUAGACAAAAUGUGCUUAAUUUAGACAAUUUUAUUCAUGAAUGCACUUAAGAGUAAUAUAAAACUAUGAAACUAAACAUUUUUGUGUAAAAAAAUAGCAUUUUUUAAUAGAGCCCUAUCUUACACUCUGCCAACAGUCUAUUUUCACGACUUGCCUCUGCAUCGUUUAAAUAGCAACAGAGUUUAGUAAUUUAUCAACGCUGAUGGAUGUGGUUUUCUGGAGGUGAGGUGUGUUCAGGUAUAUUUAAGGUGUAUUGCUAUCUUGGCAAUGGAAAACACAGGUGCGCCACUGACUGAUCAAAACCCUGACAUCAGUCAACAGUCAGAUGUUCAUUGCAUACACCCUCACUUGUUACACAAACACACACACAAGAACACACAGCAGUGCACAAACCCAACUUUUUCGUCAACAAUAAACAAAAUGCAAAAUAAAAUAACAUUUUCCUGUCAUUGUGAUAGCGAAGACACGCCCUAAAUCAAGCUGCAUGGUGCACGGCUCGCCUAUAGAUCACUUAAAUAGGGUCCAUAAUGUUUCUCAGUAUUUGCAGUGUCCAAAACACAUUCCUAACACAUUUACUUUGUUGUGAAUUUUUUUCAUGUUUUUAAAGUUUCUUAGACUCCUCUGUAUCUCAAGAUCCACAUUACUGUUCCUUCUUCGCCAAGCGCUUAGAGUUUUUAGAUGUAUAAGUUUUCAAUACAAUCUUGAUGAUAUAUUGUCAUAUAUUGUUGCAACACCAAAAAAAGCAUUGCUGCCUGAUUCUGCGGUUCUGACUGGGGUUUUAACGUCACCUCAGGUCUUUAUUAGAGUCACUUUCCUACAGAAACACAAACUGACCUGUUUCUCCUCUUUACUCACAGAACAACAGCGGCUACUUCACUCUUACAGGAACUCAGAUCUGUUCAGCUCUUUACUGUCUUCUAGAUUAGACGGUACGAGUUUUAUUUUUAUGUUUUAUGGAGGUUUGGGAUCUUACUGAUUUUAUUUUGAGGUAAAACCUGAUCUCUAAAUCUGAAUCAGUCAGAUCACGCCCUGCAGGUUCAUCUUCACACCGUGUCGUUUUCUCUCUGUGAAUUUCUCAAGCGAGUGUAGAAAUCGCUCUUAAAACCGGAGCCCCUUUGCUUCUAUGCACCUGCUGUGUUUCUGUUUUUUUUUUUUUUUUUUUUUUGUAAUUUAUAUGUCAGAAAGACAUUGUUCUAAACAGUUACUGAAUAUUUGUUUGUCUGUGUUUUGUUUUAUGUUUUUUUCUUCAUUUUUUUUAAAACAGCACUAUUUUUGUGUAUCCUAUUUUUUUAUGGCAACUAAAAACUGAACUCUGUUACUAAUGUAUAGCAAAGAUUGGCCCUGUUUAUAAACCUCUGCCAGUAUUGCCAAUAGCUGUUAAAGGGAAAUUUGUUUUGUUACUAUUUAUAUUUUGUCCUUUUUUUGUUCUUUAUUUUUGUCAUUUGCAUUCAUGCUUGCCACAUUUCAGGCAAAGCAGUUUUAUCGUAAAAAAAAAUACCAUAGGAAGAAAAAACUGUAGUAAUUUAAACAAAGCACAAAUAGAUCUAUUUGUCCAGUUAAAAAAUGAUUUUAAUAAUUAUUUUUAUGGUUUCUGAUAUCAAGCAGGACAUUUCUACUACUUCAGCUUUUUAGCCAAAAUAUUAUUAUUAUUAUUGUUAUUAUUAUUAUUAUUAUUAGGAAAGUAUUACUGAUGUAUACAGUUGGGAAAUUAAUGUUUUAAUGUAUGGAUAAUUUGUAAAUAUUGUUUACAAGACCAUGUGUUUAUUAGAACUACAUUAUUUUUGGUAAACUAUGUACAUAUCCUGUUUGUGUGAAGAACUUCUGUAUUUGUACCUAUUU